Messenger RNA from Rhopalosiphum padi (bird cherry-oat aphid), 1163 nucleotides. RefSeq names its product eukaryotic translation initiation factor 3 subunit G-like. Bases 168 to 1010 code for a protein of 280 amino acids. Gene Ontology annotation, molecular function: translation initiation factor activity; RNA binding. The record is from RefSeq and is a predicted model, not a curated record. NCBI's taxonomy places the organism in Eukaryota, Metazoa, Arthropoda, Insecta, Hemiptera, Aphididae. Gene Ontology annotation, cellular component: eukaryotic translation initiation factor 3 complex; cytoplasm. The transcript is spliced from 3 exons.
ACGCGAUGUUUACUUUCUUUACAUUUUCUAGUUACUUCCGUUUUUCGUCAAAGUCUUCGACUUUGAUUUUUCUUUCCGACUUUCGCCACUGGUAGGAUUUGGCUAUUCGCGACUGCAAAGUGCGAUAGUCGUUUAUUUUCUGAUCCAUUUUCGAACGUCCAAUAAAGAUGCACACCAAAGAUUCGAUCAAGAUAAAUUGGGCGGACGAAGUCGAGGACCACUUAGAAAAAACCACGCUGCCGCAGUCAAAAACCGAACAGGUGGGAAACAAUCGGAUCAUAACAGAAUACCGGUGGAACAAGGACGACAAGAAAGAAAAGGUGGUGCGCACCUACAAGAUCGAAAAACGACUGGUCUCUAAAACGAUAGCAGAGCGGAAAACGUGGCCCAAGUUCGGUGACUCGCGUAAUGACAAGGUUGGGCCAAAUAUUGCGACGACUAUACCUGCUGAAGAGAUACAGAUGCAGUUCUUGUCUGGCAAUGAUGACAAAGCUGAGGAAAACCCAUUGGAUAAGUUGAAGAAUGUGAACAUGAACAUUAAGUGUCGUACAUGUGGUGGCGAACAUUGGUCUUUCUCAUGUCAUCUCAAGGGCACUGGGUUGGUUGUUGAGGAUAAAAAAUUAGUGCAAGAGAAGGUGUCUGAGCCCGAAAAGAAUACAGGAACUAACAGGCCUUACAUCCCACCUUCAGCACGAGAAGGAGCUACAAAUACCGCAGGAAAACGAGAUCCUUACUCACGCGGUUAUGAUGAAGUACCAGCCAUUCGUAUUGAAAAUCUUUCAGAGAGCACAUCUGAAGCAGAUUUGAGUGAACUAGUCAGUAAGUUCGGGCAAAUAGCUCGAAUUUUCUUGGCUUCUAACAAAGUUACAGGCACAUGUAAAGGGUAUGCGUUCGUAAAUUUCAAAUCUAAAUUGGAUGCAGAACGAGCCAUCAAGGGCUUGCAUGGUUAUGGAUAUGAUCAUUUAAUAUUGAACGUUGGUUGGUCAACAAAUAACUAUAAAGCUGCAUAAAAUUCUAAUAUAUGUAAUGGAUGGAUUUUAAAAAUAUUUAAUUGUUAUAUAAUAUUAUAAUAAUAAUUUUAAAAGUCCAGUCAGUUAUUUAGUUGUCAACAAUAAAUUAAUAAUUGUCUGCAAUUUACAACUAAAUAAAUAUUGGCAAUUACA